Messenger RNA from Antrostomus carolinensis (chuck-will's-widow), 1903 nucleotides. RefSeq names its product mitogen-activated protein kinase kinase kinase kinase 5 (gene MAP4K5). The annotation marks the transcript as partial. The record is from RefSeq and is a predicted model, not a curated record. NCBI's taxonomy places the organism in Eukaryota, Metazoa, Chordata, Aves, Caprimulgiformes, Caprimulgidae. Gene Ontology annotation, cellular component: cytoplasm. The transcript is spliced from 23 exons. Gene Ontology annotation, biological process: intracellular signal transduction; protein phosphorylation. Gene Ontology annotation, molecular function: ATP binding; MAP kinase kinase kinase kinase activity.
GUCAUCAACAUUCCAUAAUUUUGUCAAAAUAGCACUUACAAAAAAUCCAAAGAAGAGACCGACAGCAGACAGACUCCUUUCUCAUAGCUUUGUCGGGCAGCCUGGUCUUUCAAGAUCUUUAGCAGUUGAGCUGUUGGACAAAGUGAAUAAUCCUGACAACCAUACACACUACAGUGAAGUUGAUGAUGAUGAUUUUGAGCCUCACUCCAUUAUCCGCCACACGAUUCGUUCUACGAACAGGAAUAUUAGGGCAGAACGAACAGCAUCAGAGAUAAACUUUGAUAAGCUGCAGUUUGAGCCCCCUCUACGGAAAGAAACAGAAGCUCGGGAUGAAGUGGUUGUGGCAGCUGGCACUGACUUUGCUUCGCAUUGGAAUCCUUUUGUUGAUGGUGGAAGCAGCAAGGGACUGCUUACAAAGUUUGUCGAUGGGAGUGAAGAUGUUGAAGAAUCAACACUAAAGCGAGCAGGGCCACCUCCGCUACCUCCUAAGCCAAGAAUAAACAGUUAUCCUGAGGAAAACCUCCCAGAUGAUGAGAAAUGUCAGACAAUAAAACAUUUCCCAGACUCACAGAACAGAGCCCUCCCAGCUCACAGGAGACAAAGCAUCCCUGUUUGUGGACCCCAGACCGAUUCCUCCCUCGUUGGUAUGACCAGCAGCAUCAGUAGCCCUGGAUUGCUCACAGCUAGAUACAGCGACUUGGGAAAUGGGGAUGGCAUGCUGAAACUCGUUGAAGAAAAUACAGAAGGAUCUGGACAAAUGCCUCAAUUGCCACGUAAAAAAGAGAAAAGAGAGUUUCCUAAGCCAACCAUCAAUGGUUUACCACCAACACCGAAGGUGCUGAUGGGAGCGUGUUUUUCCAAAGUCUUUGAUGGUUGUCCUUUGAAGAUUAAUUGUGCGACAUCGUGGAUACAUCCAGAUACUAAAGAUCAGUACAUUAUCUUUGGCACAGAAGAAGGUAUCUAUACUUUGAAUUUGAAUGAACUUCACGAAGCAACAAUGGAACAGUUGUUUCCCCGAAAGUGCACCUGGCUGUAUGUUAUCAAUAACACCUUAAUGUCCUUGUCAGAAGGGAAAACCUUCCAGCUCUACUCCCAUAAUUUAAUAGCUUUGUUUGAACAAGCCAAAAAAACAGGAUUAGCUGCUCAUAUUCAAACCCAUAGGUUUCCUGACAAAAUAUUACCAAGGAAGUUUGCCUUAACGACAAAGAUCCCUGAUACAAAAGGAUGCCACAAAUGCUGUAUAGUACGAAAUCCAUACACAGGACAUAAGUACCUAUGUGGUGCAUUGCAGUCUGGAAUUGUUCUACUACAGUGGUAUGAGCCAAUGCAGAAAUUCAUGUUAAUAAAGCACUUCGAUUUUCCUUUGCCAAGCCCUUUGAAUGUGUUUGAAAUGCUAGUGAUACCAGAGCAGGAAUACCCAAUGGUCUGCGUAGCUAUCAGCAAGGGUACUGAACCAAAUCAGGUAGUUCAGUUUGAGACAAUCAACUUGAACUCUGCUUCUUCAUGGUUUACAGAAAUUGGUGCAGGCAAUCAGCAGUUAGAUGCCAUUCACGUAACACAGCUGGAAAGAGACACUGUGCUAGUCUGUCUGGACAAAUUUGUGAAAAUUGUGAAUUUACAAGGGAAGUUGAAGUCAAGCAAGAAAUUGGCCUCUGAGCUGAGCUUUGAUUUCUGCAUUGAGUCAGUGGUGUGCCUUCAAGACAGUGUGUUGGCCUUCUGGAAACAUGGCAUGCAGGGCAAAAGUUUUAAGUCAGAUGAAGUUACCCAAGAGAUAUCAGAUGAAACCAGAGUUUUCCGCUUACUGGGAUCAGACAGGGUGGUAGUGUUAGAAAGCAGGCCAACAGAAAACCCGACUGCACACAGCAAUCUCUACAUCUUGGCUGGACAUGAAAAUAGUUACUAA